Molecule: messenger RNA, 4791 nt
Organism: Penicilliopsis zonata CBS 506.65
Lineage: Eukaryota; Fungi; Ascomycota; Eurotiomycetes; Eurotiales; Aspergillaceae
Exons: 7
Coding region: 1-4791 (1596 amino acids)
Biological process (GO): DNA damage checkpoint signaling; regulation of translational initiation by eIF2 alpha phosphorylation
Molecular function (GO): eukaryotic translation initiation factor 2alpha kinase activity; ATP binding; protein binding
Source: RefSeq, a predicted model, not a curated record
AUGCCUCACAAACAGAAGAAGAACCAGAAUGCCGUUUCGAAGGGGUCGCCCCGGGCGAACAAGCAGAGGCCUUCUAUGGACCUACCCCUGGCCCACCCGCCCGCCUUAGCAACGACGACGACGACGACAAAUUACCAGGAAAUACAUCAAAACGAGGUGGAAGCGCUCCGCUCGAUAUAUGGCGAGGACUUUGAGGAUGCCGAACAGAGGCGGUCAGCUUGGCAGCAAUCCUCGGAAGUUGCCUUCAAGCUCCAUUUGCGAGCGUCUUCUAAUGUCGAUGUCCGAAUCAUGCUCUUGGUGGACCUGCCAACGACGUAUCCCAAGACCGUUCCCAAUAUCACUGUAGAGAAGCUCGAAGACUUGCGCCUAGGAGCCCAGGCCAGAAUCAAAGAGAUCCUCCGCAAUAAGCCUAAAACCCUUCUUGGCUCGGAAAUGAUAUACGAGAUUGCCGUGUCUAUCCAGGAUGUCUUGGAAGAUGCUGCACAGGCGAGGGCUCAGGAUAAGGAUCUUCCCAGUCUAGAAGAAGAACGCAUCGAACAAGAGACUGCGGCUAUUCAACGGGCGGAGCUGGAGAGACAGGAGGAGCUUCGUAAGCAGGAAGCUGCUACCGCAGAGGAGGAACGGGAAUUGCAGCAACAGUUGGAAGAUAAAAUGAGACAGCGUACAAGGGCGCGGAAAUCGCGGCGUAAGAGUCAUGCAUCGGGAAUGGACGCCGAUGCUUUUCUGGAUUCGAGCGUGGAGAACCCCGGCGCAAUUUCUUUUGACCCGCCACUCAUUAUGAACGACGCCCAUAAACAACCGUUUGCCUUCCGUGCUGUUUAUGGCAAGACACUACUCCAAAGCAGCGAGGGCCAUGACACCUUCACAGUCCGACCCGUUGUUUCGGAGAGCAGACCUCACGCACCACUUCUAGUUCUAAAAGAGAUUCUUCUUCUAGACAAAGGUUGCGGCUUCCCAGUCUUUAAAGAGCAGAUGCGCUCAAGUGAAGAUAAGCUGGAGGCUUUGAAAAGGCUCCGCCAUCCGAAUCUUGUGGAUUUUGUAGGAUUCAAGAUCCAUCGCCCCUUGGAACCGGGAGAGUUUGAUGGUAGCUGGCGGAUAUACGUCCUUCUUGAAUACGCUAACAAGGGUUCUCUGUCCGAGUUAUUGGACAUAGUGGGAACCAUCGCCGUCGAGAAUAUUCGCUCCUGGAUGAUCCAGCUUCUUGAGGCCCUGGAGUUCUAUCACCGCAGCGGCUUCGUGCAUGGCUCUAUUGACUGUGGAUGCGUGUUCUUAUUCCGAAAUCAGGCUGGCGGCAUCAAUGUGAAGCUGCAGGCAAGGGUCGAAGAUUCACUGCCAAAUUCUCCUGGCGAUAAGCGUGAUCUGACCACAUCGAAGUCACCAUUCUGGCUACCACCUGAAUUGACGCAGGAGGGUACGCCCCCCACCAUGAAGACAGAUGUCUGGGAUCUCGGUAUUGUUUUCCUCCAGAUGGCAUUCGGGAAAGAUAUCCUUGUGCGUUAUACAUCCGCCAAUGCUCUCAUGGGCACUCUUGGGCUGUCGGCUCCUCUACAGGAUCUGCUGCAUGAGAUCUUCAAGCCUGAUCCGAAGAAGAGGCCAACGGCAUUCCAACUGCAGCCUUCGGAGUUCUUUCGAGUUAAUGCACCUCUAAUCUCGCGCACCAGUGCUUCAAACUCGAUAUCAAUACCGCGACGCCCUCGCCUUGACUCCCAAAGUGGUUUGCCUGCUUUGUCACGUUAUAGCCAGGACUUUGACGAAGCAGGUCAUCUGGGUAGAGGGGGCUUUGGUCAGGUCGUUAAAGCUAGAAAUAAACUUGAUGGCCGUUUCUACGCUGUCAAGAAGAUUUCGCAGAACUCGACUGCAGCCUUGAAAGAUACGCUAUCAGAAAUCAUGCUUCUGUCUCGACUCAAUCACCCCUAUGUUGUACGUUAUUACACAGCGUGGUUAGAGGAAGAUUGGCGUCACAUUGAGGAAGAUGCCAUUUCAACUACCGAAGGAGAUUUCAUCUGCAGUCAUGAACAAGGUGAAUUUGGAUACAGUACUGGCGGUCUUGACUUCAUCAGCUCGAGCGGCUAUCCAAAGAUCGAGUUUGGUGUGGAUAGCGAUGAAGAAAACGACGGCACACCUUCCACUCUCGAAAGAAGGGAAGAUACCACAGAGAGUUACAGGACUGAUAGUGGCGUUGGUACUGAAAUAAGUCGUACUAGGUCCGGCUCCCAAGGCCGUCUAGUGACUACUAUUCUCUAUAUUCAGAUGGAGUAUUGCGAGAAACAUACCCUUCGUGACCUUAUUAAAAACGGUCUGUAUGAUGACAUCGACGGUUCCUGGCGUCUAUUCAGGCAGAUUUUGGACGGCCUCAGUCAUAUACAUAGUCAUGGAAUCAUCCAUCGGGAUCUAAAACCCGAUAAUAUUUUCAUUGAUGUCGCAAAUAACCCUCGAAUCGGUGACUUUGGUCUUGCGACCAGUGGCCAGUUCAUGACAGCUGUGCGCUCAAGUAGCGCGGCAAAUUUUGAUGGUAAUCUAACCCGAAGCUUGGGCACAACGUACUACGUUGCUCCAGAGAUGAAAUCCGGGUUUUCUGGCCAAUACAAUGAGAAAGUUGAUAUGUACUCACUCGGUGUCAUAUUCUUUGAAAUGUGCUAUCCACUGCCGACAGGCAUGGAACGAGAUCAGAUGCUACGAUCGAUCCGAGAAAAAAACCAUGUCCUUCCGCCAAUGUUUGAUCAAUCCGAGAAAGUUGUUCAGGGGCAGAUUGUUGAGUCGCUCUUGAACCAUAUUCCAAGCCAGCGACCCUCAGCUAGUGAGAUACUUCAAAGUGGCAGAAUCCCACUUCAGGUUGAAGAAGAGACCUUCCGACGUGCGAUCGUCCACUUACUUUCUGAUCCAACUUCUCCGGAUUACAAAAAGAUUCUCUCGGCCAUAUUCUCGCAAUCUCCAAAGAAAUUCGAAGACAUUGCGUGGGACAUGGAGUCGCGCGGCUCCCCGGCGGCAAAUGAGCUGCUAAUCCAAGGGCUCGUGAAAGAGAGGCUGGUUUCGAUCUUUCGCAAGCAUGGGGCUGUGGAGUCCCCAAGACAGAUGCUGUUUCCGCGGUCUCAGCACUACGAAAACGGCGUGCGACUUUUGGAUUCCUCUGGCAACCUGCUUCAAUUGCCCUUUGACCUCACUCUUCCAAACGCCCGUGCAAUCCCACGCCAGGAUGCCUCUCUGGAAAAGACAUUUGCCUUUGGUACUGUAUACCGAGAAUCGCCUCAUGGAGGCCAGCCAAGGACACAUAGGGAGGUGGACUUUGAUAUUGUCUCUCAUAAUACAUUGGAUCUCGCAUUAAAAGAAGCCGAGGUGAUCAAGGUUUUGGACGAGAUAAUUGAGGAAAUGCCUCCUCUAAGAUCAGCCUCAAUGUGCUUCCUCAUCAACCAUUCCGACUUGCUCCAGAUCAUCAUGGAGUUCUGCCGCAUUACCCCAUCUCAGAUACCAAGGGUAAAAGAGACUAUCAGUAAGCUGAACAUCGGUAAAUGGACAAUGCAGAAGAUCAGAAGUGAGCUUCGAAAUCCGGCAAUUGGAGUGGCAUCUACGUCAUUAGACGACCUUGCACGAUUCGAUUUCAAAGAUUCUCCCAAGCAAACUCACAAGCGACUUCAAGCUAUCAUGGAAGGAACAGAGUUUGCUGAGCGAUUGACGCCGAUAUUCGCGCGGUUGAGCAUACUAGCGAAUUACCUCAAGGGCUUUAAUGUGAAACGAAAGAUAUAUAUAAAUCCUCUCGGCAGCCUAAACGACAAAUUCUUCAGAGGGAGUGUCCUUUUUCAGUGUGUCUUUGACAGCAAGAGACGGGAUGUGUUUGCCGCUGGUGGGAGAUAUGAUCGCUUGGUCCAGGAGUUUUGUCCAAAGAUUCUAUCAAGUCAUUCUCAAGCACGCGCUGUCGGCUUCAACCUGAGCUGGGAUAAACUCAGCUCGUUAAUGAUUGAGUAUUUGGAUUUCAUGUUCAAGUCUUCUAUCAGGCACCCUGAGCUGGAAGCUACACAGUUCUGGAAAGCCCGUAGGUGCGAUGUACUUGUCGCUAGCUUUGAUGCCUCUGUAUUACGCACUACGGGCAUCAAGAUCGUUCAAGACCUUUGGCAACAUGAAAUCAGUGCUGAGCUCGCUGUCGAUGCCUCCUCGCUGGAAGAGCUCUUAUCGAAGUAUAAAGACCAUAAUCACAGUUGGAUUGUCAUUGCAAAGCAGGAUAGCAAAGAGCGUGGGUUCAAGAUUCGAAGUCUCAUCCGCAAAGAGGAGUUCGAUUUGCGAAGUUCGGAGUUAAUACCCUGGCUACGAACUGAGAUGCGAGCUCGGAUGCCUCGUGAAGCCUCUUUGGAUUAUUCUAAACAACCUAAACUGUUGGGUCCGUCGGACUCAUCAUCGGCCCACAAUGAGAGGACCACUGAUGUGCGCAUUCUCGUUCCUCAGCAUCGGAGCAAGAAGACGAAUAGACGAAAUAUCGUGGAAUCUGCUCUUCUUCGCUCUCGAGAAGUAGCUGAAAAGGCUCUGGAAGGCCCAGUUGUCGCUAUUGACACGAGAGACGACGUCCUCGAGGCCAUCCGCGAUACACGGCUGUCUGACCCAGACAGCUGGCGUACAGUCAUACAAAAUUCACCAUUAACGGAACGUAAAUAUCUCGGCCAGGUACAUGACCUACUUCUGGAUCUCGCAUCCGAAAGCCAUGGCGUGGGUGACAGCACCGAAGGCUUCACAAACGCCUUCAUAUAUAACUAUCGCACAGGCUCUUGUCAAUAUUAUGACCUGGGCCAUGCACCACAUCGGUGA